Messenger RNA from Ascochyta rabiei, 984 nucleotides. RefSeq lists its product as uncharacterized. The transcript has 2 exons. NCBI's taxonomy places the organism in Eukaryota, Fungi, Ascomycota, Dothideomycetes, Pleosporales, Didymellaceae. The record is from RefSeq and is a predicted model, not a curated record. Bases 1 to 984 code for a protein of 327 amino acids.
AUGAAGUCCUCCGACCCCGUCCGCCCCAGCAGCCGGCGCGGCGCAUCAGGGGCGUGGAACAGGCUCAAGCCUGUCCGUGAAGACGUGCUGGAGUCGUACGGGCUGCCCAGCAAAGGGGAGACACGACUCAACGACUUCAAAACGCAAGAAACAUUCCUAAACCGCAUAACAGAGCGGUACAUGAAGCUGUGCGCCCUCAACCGCAGCGACCUGGACACGCUCUUCGCAUCCGCCAACCCCAGUCCGGCCAAGACCAGCCUAACGACCAACAUGUCGAACCUCUCGCUCUCGAAGCACGCCCCUCGGCCACCCAAGCCCGCACCCCUCAGCGGCGGCAACUCCCCCGCGCUCCUCGCAGCCUCGAAGCUCUCCGCGCAAGAACUCUCCACGGUCCUCUCGGCGCUGCGCAAACUCCGCGAAGCAGUCACCGCCUCGGCCCGGCACGACGCGUUCGCGCAGCGCGUGUACUUCUUCGCGAUCCACGUCAGCAUCCUGUGCUCGGACUGGGCGUCGUACACCCCGGCUCUCCACACCCUGCUCUACAGCCUGCACCCCCGCGCGCCCCUCUCCCGCAGCCAGCUCGCCGAGUACGCCAGCUACCAGAUCUUGGACCAAGCGUGUCGGCAGGGCGAUGUAGCGGGUGCGCGCGAGACAAAGGUACGGUUCGGCGUGAGAGAUGGCCGCGUUGAGGCGCUGCUGCAGAGUCUCGUUAGUGGGAACUGGGUGCAGUUCUGGCGCGCGAAGAGGGGGGUCGAUGGGUAUCAGCGGGCGAUUGUGGGGAUGGCGGAGCAGGAGGUUAGGGUGAAUGCGCUGAAGGUGGUUGGGAGGGGGUAUUUGAGUGUGGACAGGCGGUGGGUGGAGGAUGCGACGGGGAGGCGGUGGGAGGAGUUGGUUGCGGAUGGGGUGGGGUGGGUGGAGGAGGGGGGAAGAUUGUUGUUAGGAGGGGGAGGGGGGGGCGGUGGUGGUGGUGGUGGUGGUGGUUGA